GUUUCUUCUUCUCUCUAAACAAUUAAAUUUUCACACACAACCGAGAAGAAACAACAACAAAAAAUGGCUCAAGAUAAAGUGAAAAGGUCACCUACUCAAAUAAAAUAUGGAUUAAUUCAAUCUACAAUAAGGUUAUUGAUGGUGUUACUGUUUCUGGGUUUAAUUUUCAUUUUUAUAAUGAUGCCUACAUAUACUUUCAAACACACAUGGAAUCCUCAAUUCCAAGCAAAGACUAAUUCUACAUAUUUUGGUGCACAAGGUACAAGGAUUCUUAUUUACACUUUUCCAGUGUUGUUAAUAGCCACUUUGGGAUGUGUCUUUCUCCACAUAGCCAAAAAAUCAAAUGAGAGCAACAUGGAAAUUGGCAAUGGGAAGAAACAUGGGACAACCAUAUGGAAUCGUCCAAUGCUUGUGAAAGGACCUCUUGGAAUUGUUUCUAUUACAGAAAUAGCAUUCUUGCUUAUGUUCAUUGCACUUCUAAUUUGGUCCUUUUCCAUUUAUUUACACAACGACUUUGCAACAAUCAUAUCAAAAUCAGAGGCAGAGAAUGGCGAAAAAGUGUGGCAAGAGAAAAUAGAAAGUGUGGCACUAAGGUUAGGUCUUGUUGGUAACAUAUGUUUGGCAUUGUUAUUUUUCCCAGUGACUCGUGGAUCAACCGUGCUACCAAUAUUUGGCCUCACUUCUGAAGGUUGCAUCAAAUACCACAUUUGGCUUGGGCACGUGCUUAUGACACUUUUCACUACUCAUGGAGUUUGUUACAUUAUCUAUUGGGCAUCUACUCAUCAAAUUUCACAGAUGCUGAAAUGGGACAAAGUUGGAGUAUCAAAUGUGGCUGGAGAGAUAUCUUUGCUUGCUGGUUUAGUCUUAUGGGUUGCAACCAUUCCUUACAUUAGGAGAAAAUACUUUGAGCUAUUUUUCUACACUCAUUACCUCUACAUUAUCUUCAUCAUCUUCUUCAUCUUUCAUGUUGGCAUUUCCUUUGCCUGCAUUAUGCUCCCUGGUUUCUACCUCUUCUUGGUUGAUCGUUACCUACGGUUCCUACAAUCUAGGCGCGAAGUUCGUUUGGUUUCAUCUCGUGUUUUGCCGUGUGAAACUGUAGAACUCAACUUCUCUAAGGGACAUGGAUUGACGUAUAAUCCAACAAGUGUGAUGUUCAUAAAUGUACCAAGCAUAUCAAAGUUGCAAUGGCAUCCAUUUACCAUUACUUCUAAUAGUAAAUUGGAAUCUGAAAAGCUAAGUGUUGUCAUUAAAAGUGAAGGAACUUGGACAAAAAAGCUCUACCAGUUGCUUUCAAAUCCUUCGCCUAUCGAUCGCCUUGGAAUAUCUGUUGAAGGUCCUUAUGGACCUGCUUCAACCAAUUAUCUAAGGCAUGACACACUUGUGAUGGUGAGUGGAGGAAGUGGCAUCACACCAUUUAUCUCUAUCAUUAGAGAGCUAAUAUAUCUUAGCACUACAUUCAAAUGCAAGACACCAAACAUUGUCCUAAUUUCUUCAUUCAAGAAUACUUCAUGUUUGUCAAUGCUAGAUUUGAUCCUACCUAUUUCUGGCACACCAUCUGACAUUUCUAAUAUUCAACUCCAAAUUGAGGCAUACAUCACAAGAGACAGAGAGUUUAAAUCAGAUAGCUCAAUUCAUCCUCAAACUUUAUGGUUUAAGCCAAAUCCAACAGAUGCACCAAUACAUUCUAUGUUAGGUCCAAACACUUGGCUUUGGCUUGGUGCUAUAAUCUCAUCUUCUUUCAUUAUCUUCCUUAUCAUAAUCGGGAUCAUUACUCGAUACUACAUUUUCCCGAUUGAUCAUAACACGAAUAAAAUAUUCUCGUAUCCUUUAAGGGUGUUCCUUAACGUGCUAGUAAUAUGUGUGUCGGUAGUUGUUGUUGCUAGUGUAGCAGUUAUUUGGAAUAAAAAACAAAAUGCUAAAGAAGCAAAACAGAUUCAGAACUUGGAAGGGUCAUCACCAACAGUGUCACCAAGUUCAAUGAUUUACAAUGUUGAUAGAGAAUUAGAAAGCCUUCCAUAUCAGUCCCUAGUUCAAGCUACCAAUGUGCAUUAUGGAACAAGACCUGAUCUUAAAAGACUUCUAUUUGAAAUGAAAGGGUCAAGUGUGGGAGUUCUUGUUUCAGGACCUAAACAAAUGAGGCAGGAGGUUGCAUCCAUUUGUUCAUCUGGUUUAGUUGAAAAUCUGCAUUUUGAGUCCAUAAGUUUUACCUGGUGAUUUUAUUCAUUCUAAUUCAAAGGGUGCAAACCAUCCAUGAUCAAUCUCUAUAGUAGGACUUCAUUUUAAUUGCCUUGAUUAAAAAAUCUGUAAAAUUUGUUUUUCAACAAAUAACUAGGCUUUCUUGUAUACCAUAUAUGACAUGAAUGAAGUUUAAUGA
Molecule: messenger RNA, 2374 nt
Organism: Medicago truncatula (barrel medic)
Lineage: Eukaryota; Viridiplantae; Streptophyta; Magnoliopsida; Fabales; Fabaceae
Product: ferric reduction oxidase 2
Exons: 8
Coding region: 64-2214 (716 amino acids)
Cellular component (GO): plasma membrane
Molecular function (GO): ferric-chelate reductase activity
Source: RefSeq, a predicted model, not a curated record